Messenger RNA from Schistocerca nitens (vagrant locust), 1804 nucleotides. Its product is annotated as circumsporozoite protein-like. NCBI's taxonomy places the organism in Eukaryota, Metazoa, Arthropoda, Insecta, Orthoptera, Acrididae. Gene Ontology annotation, molecular function: protein folding chaperone. The transcript is spliced from 5 exons. Gene Ontology annotation, biological process: response to heat; protein refolding. Bases 223 to 1575 code for a protein of 450 amino acids. The record is from RefSeq and is a predicted model, not a curated record.
CAAUCGCCACGCGUCACUAUUUUCGGCGCAAGGUGUUGCAGUUUUCUUCUGCGAACAAGCCAUUGCUAGUAUCUUCACGUUAUCCCGCGUCACCGUGGAUUGCACGAGCAUAUUCAGGGAUUCCGGAACUGAGGAUGUCCCAGCCUUCUUAUACCACAGAAGGGAAGCAGACUCUGAAGAUUGUGCUGUCUAUCCAGGCUCCUUCCUGACGCACGUAAUUAAAUGUUUCUGAUGCAGCAAAUCUCUACCCUGCUCAACACAGUGGAGCUGAUACUGUCCAUCCUGCGCGCCAGACGGAACAAGCACCACCUACAGCAACACCUACCGCUAUGCCGCCUUUUCGCCAGUUUCGUGAACGAGAAGAGGAAUCACUCGAGUGGUCGCAACAGUUCGAAGCACACAUACUUGCUCACAACGUAUCAGGUCCCCAUGUCCCAGAGGAGGAUCUGCUACUGGCCGGGGCAGACGGACUGGGCUCGGGACUGGCUGUUUCUGGACCUCGACGACAGCGACAGCGACAGCGACGACGAGCUGAACGCGGCCCGCCUAGGCGCCACCACGUCGUGCUAUGACCCGUCCGCGGCUCCAGACGCUUGCUGCUGCUCGUACAAUCGGCCCUGGCGCCACACUCCUGCGGUAAAGUCUGGCUUCUCCAAAAUCGAGCGCAGCAAGGACGGCUUCAAGGUUACCUUGGACGUCCAACAUUUCAAAGAAGGGGAUUUGAAAGUGAAAGUGGUCGGCAACCAGGUGGUGGUUGAGGCGGAGCACGAUGAACGUCAAGAUGAGCACGGCCUCAUCUCACGCAGCCUGAGGCGCAAGUACGCGUUGCCGGAAGACGUGGAUAUCGAGAAAGUGGCAUCAGAACUAUCCUCAGACGGCAUCCUCACUAUCACUGCUCCGAAGAAGGAGACUGACCGACUUGCGCGAGGGAGUGAGCGCUUGAUCCCCAUCAUAAAAGUUAAUAAACCUGCCCUCACAAGCAAGAUGAAGGGAGAUAAGGAGGCGACGCCUGGCACAUCGCGGAGUGAUGUAGUGUCAGGCAGCGACGCCGGAGAUGCCGACGACGAAGGCGGUAACGACGACGGCAGCGGCGGUAACGACGACGGCAACGGCGGUAACGACGACGUCAGUGGCGGUAACGACGACGGCAACGGCGGUAACGACGACGGCAACGGCGGUAACGACGUCAGUGGCGGUAACGACGACGGCAACGGCGGUAACGACUACGGCAACGGCGGUAACGACGACGUCAGUGGCGGUAACGACGACGGCGACGGCGGUAACGACGACGGCGACGGCGGUAAAGCCAGCUGCGCCUGCGGUAACGACGACGGCAACGGCGGUAACGUCGACGGCAACGACGGUAACGUCGACGGCAACGACGGUAACGACGACGGCAACGACGGUAACGACGACGGCAACGACGGUAACUACGACGUCAGUGGCGGUAACUACGACGUCAGUGGCGGUAACGACGACGGCAACGGCGGUAACGACGACGGCAACGGCGGUAACGACGACGGCGACGGCGGUAACGUCGACGACAACGGCGGUGAUGGUGGCGACUUGGGCUAGUGGAUGCCAUUCUGCCUGAGUUUGUUGAGGUUCAGAUUUGAUUAUGUACUUUCAGUGUAAGAACUGUAAUUUCUAGCUUCACUAGACAUAGGUUCAGUAAAUACAAUGUGCCAAAUGCAGUAUCGUAGCACUGAUUUUGUUAGCUGCUCCUCAAAUACAUGCGUCUCAGUAAUACAGCAAGUGUAACUUUUAAAAUAAUGAUGUAGAUAAUUUGAGCUCAGAACAUAAA